GUCUUUUCUGCUUGCUCUUCCUUUUUUGCUGUAUUUUCUUGUUUGAGGCUGUACAUGAAGACUUAAACUUACAAACAUUUUUUUUUCUCUUUUGUGUGUUUGGUUGCAUCGGUUUAGUAUUCUUUUUUUCAAAAGUUUCUUUUUUUGCCAAUGCUUGUCCCUAACAAACAGCUGAAUCUUGGACGAUCCCACAGUUGGGACACAUUAGGGGGGAAUGACGGUCAGUGGGAGAGGCAGGGUGACAGCGCAUACGAGCAGCAAUCAAGAGUAGCAGGCCGUCGGAACUCCCUGUCAUACGGAGAGGGAGGAGGGUGGUACGAAGCUCCACCAGGGGUACGUCCCCCUGACCUGGAUUUGAAACGUGCUCCAUAUUCCUACCAAGAAGCUCCCUACGGACCAGUAUAUGCAGAACGACACGACCCGAGGGGACUGAGAAAAGGAUCCGUGCCAGAUCUUAACCAUUACGAACGGGGCCCCAUGGCUCACCGAGGAUCCAUUCCACAUCAGGAUUACUAUUCUCACGACCCAGCCAUGACUCCUCGGCCGCCCGAGGGGCUUUACCGGCCAGAACAGCAGCCUCCGCCACCUCAUCCCCUCAGCAGGUCAGCUUCACAUUUUGGAAUGACACCUGGGGCUCGUGCAUCGUGGGAUCAAGGUCAGCCAGCGAGGACAGCACCUCAAGCCCCUUCAUCGCCUCUCCCUCCUCCUCCCCCUUCUCCAAGCAUUCAUGAGUUGAAUCGAGCUUACAGAGAACCUGGUGCUAUAACUGUUGCCAAGAUGAUGCCAGAUGGCCAACAGCGCUUGCCUUCCCGGGAUCCAUCUCCCGCUCACUAUGGUAUGGAGCAUACAUCUCCUCGGUAUGCUAGUGAACCUCCGCCUCUGCCUGGCCAACCGAUCUAUACGGAUGUUGAUGGUUGCCCACUGGAUCCGCAGCAGCAGGCUGCUACAUGUCUUGUAGUAGAUGCUGCCAAUCAAGGUAUAAUUAUGAGGCAAGAGACAGCCCCGCCUUAUACCAUACAACAACACCAGCAAUUACAGCAGCAGCAGCAACUGCAACUUCAACAGCAGCAGCAGCAACAACUGCAACUUCAACAGCAGCAGCAGCUUCAACAGCAGCAACUUCAACAACAGCAACUCCAUCAACAACAGUUGCAACAUCAGCAAAUGCAACAGCAUCAGUUACAGCAGCAACAACUUCAGCAGCAGCAAUUGCAGCCACAGCAGAUUCAGCAAGAACAGUUGCAGCAGCAUCUUCAACAACAUUCACCUCUUCCACCUCCACCUGCCAUGCCAAUGUCUGAUCCUAAUCUUCCUGUGGCAGCUCCACUUCCUCCUCCAGCUGUUCUACCUGCUCCUCCUGCUCCAAUUCUCACUGCAGCAGUUGUUACUGCUAUGCCUAUCCCUGUGCAGGCUGCCUCAACUCCAGCCCCUGCCGCCGCAGCCACUCCUAUUGUUGCUCCUCCUCCAGCUGCUCCACAGACACCUUUACCAGUGGAGCCCAAGAAGACAAUUGAUCCAGAAUUCCUUUCUUUGCUACGAAAUGAAGGUCUUUCAGAGAGCACCAUCUCCUCACUCAUCCAUCAAGGAUUUGACUCUGCUAGCAUGCUUACUGUCAUGGAGGAAAACGAUGUCCGUACUGUGGCACCCAACCUUGGCCAGGCUCGUGUACUGUCUCGGUUUGUCCACAACUACAAGAGGCCUCUUGAGACUACGCCAGCCCCAUCCCGGCCUCAGACACCUAUGCGAGGCCGCUCUAAUAGCUUUAGCCAUCGCUCCGACAUCUAUCAUCAGCAGCAGCACCACCAUUCACCAAACGUUUCGCAGGCUUUAGCUAUUGAACCACAUCUAAUGGGCCCGCAGACCCCAGGGGCCAUGCAGACUAUUGCCCCAAGGAUGGGAGAAGUGAUCGGUAGGAGGCCCAGCAGUGCCCCCUCUCAACACUUCCUGGAAGCCUCCGGGGGCUACCCAAGCCAGCCACCUCGUUCCCCAGGGCCAUAUGCUGGAGCCCUUAUGCCUGUUCAGUCAAGACCUAUGUCAGCCUACUCCUCUGGGGUGACAAUGUCUGGGGUGCCUGUGCAGGGUAUGCAGAUAAUGCCACAGCAGAUGACUGGGUCAAUGCCUGCAAUAUCAGGAUCUAUUCAUACCAUGCCAAGUAUGCCGCAGCAAAUGCCCAUAUCCAUGCCAGCUUUACAGCAGCCACCACAACAGGUACCGAAAGCAUACUCUACCAAUUACACAGUCCCCAUGGAGCUCAUGAAGAGGGACAGGAAUAUUCUCCCAUUGUCACCCAUGCAUAGCCCCCACCCUAGUCCCCAGCUGAUACGGAAAGGUCUUGGACCUGCAUUAGACAAUGCCAUCAUCCCUGUUGGAGCAACUAUUCAAGACCAAGGUGCCUUGGUUGCUAACCAGAAGCUUAGUCGGCGCACUGGUCCGCCAGUCAUCGUGUCCACUAUGGCAUCUCCAGACACAAGUAUUCGGCCCCAGAUUAUGAACGGGCCUAUGCACCCGCGCCCCCUGGUGGCGCUGCUGGAUGGGCGAGACUGCACCGUGGAGAUGCCCAUCCUCAAGGAUCUCGCCACCGUGGCUUUCUGUGACGCCCAGUCCACACAGGAGAUACAUGAAAAGGUGCUGAACGAGGCCGUGGGGGCCAUGAUGUACCACACCAUCACCCUGACCAGAGAGGACUUGGAGAAGUUCAAGGCGCUGCGCAUCAUCAUCCGCAUCGGCAGCGGCUACGACAACAUUGACAUCAAGGCUGCCGGGGAGCUGGGCAUUGCGGUGUGUAACAUUCCCUCAGCAGCAGUGGAGGAAACGGCAGACUCAACGCUUUGUCACAUCCUCAACUUGUACCGGCGAAAUACCUGGCUGUACCAGGCUCUCCGGGAGGGCACGCGGGUCCAGAGCGUGGAGCAGAUCCGGGAAGUCGCGUCCGGGGCGGCGAGGAUCCGAGGAGAGACACUCGGCCUCAUUGGAUUUGGCCGCGCGGGUCAGGCGGUGGCCAUGCGGGCCAAGGCGUUCGGCUUCAACGUGAUCUUCUACGACCCGUACCUGCAGGACGGCUUGGAGCGCUCGCUGGGAGUCCAGCGGGUGUACACGCUGCAGGACCUGCUCUACCAAAGCGACUGCGUCUCCCUACAUUGCAACCUGAACGAACACAACCACCACCUCAUCAACGACUUCACCAUCAAACAGAUGCGUCAAGGGGCUUUCCUGGUCAACUCUGCACGGGGAGGUCUGGUGGAUGAGAAAGCGUUGGCUCAGGCGCUUAAAGAAGGCAGAAUACGUGGCGCUGCCUUAGACGUCCACGAGUCAGAGCCUUUCAGUUUCUCCCAAGGUCCCCUCAAAGAUGCCCCCAACUUGAUCUGCACCCCCCACACAGCCUGGUACAGUGAGCAGGCGUCGCUGGAGAUGAGAGAAGCCGCCGCCACAGAAAUUCGCAGAGCCAUUACUGGCCGUAUACCAGACAGUCUGCGAAACUGUGUCAACAAAGAGUUUUUUGUUACCUCGACACCCUGGGGGAUGAUGGAGCAGCAGCAGCCUCAAGUUCACCCUGAAAUCAACGGUGCCGCCUACAGAUUCCCCCCUGGCGUGAUGGGCGUCGCCCCUGGUGGGAUCCCCGGACCGAUGGAGGGGUUGGUGCCCGGGGGGGUGCCCAUCACCCACACCCUGCCCCCGGGCACCCACCCGUCACAGGCCACCUCCCCGAACCAGCCCUCCAAACACGGCGACCCCAUGAGAGAGCACAUGACUGAGCCGUAGUAGAACUGCCGCUGUAGCCGAGCAGGAGCAGAAACGAGUGUCAACGAAGGAACCCAUCCAACAGUACACUUGACUUCAGCCAUCCGGACCUACCAGCAGACUGCCUGCAGGGCAGCGUUUCACUCUGGUUUUUUUUUUUUGUGUGUUUUUUUUUGUAUGAAACCACUAAGCCCAAGUGAGGACAGUGGACGUUACCACACACCGGCACUGCCACACUGAGAUGGGACUGACCGUCAAUCUCAUGCACAGAACAUCUGAAACAUCUCCCUCCAUAUUCGUUUUUGUUUGUCCGAAAGCUAAGUGACGCUUUCGUUUAUAUCUUCAUUAUUGCAUAUAUUUUAGGAAACCUCCUCCUGACUUCUGGGACACGUUGCCAGGAUGUGCAGGAUGGAAACUUGACCCGUCUUGCCUAGUUUAAAGGACGACCCUCGAAGCCUCCUUUUUCCCUUAAACUUCACCCUUUUUCUGCACAAACGUGUCUUGUGUUACUUAGUUGUUUUUUUUGUUUUUUUUUACUCUCUUCUGUUUUUCCUAUUUUCUGUGUUUCUGUUGCAAGUGAACCUCUGUUUUUAUGUUCUACAGUGUGUGAAAAUGUUUGGACUUGAGAGUUACGUUAAGCAGACGAGAACAGUCAGCUGCGGACGGCACCUUCACAAAUCUGGACUCCCAUCUUUUGCCCUUUUUUGUUCAUGAAGACCAGUGGCCCCAGAAUGUAAAAGACAAGGUUAUUGGAGGGGAGGGGGGGGCAGUAGAUGUGGAAGAAUAUUUCGGCUUAAAGGUAGAAAUUGCCCUUUUUAAACCAAAAAAAAACAAAAAAGAAUAAUAAAAAUUGCUGUUGUUGGUUCUUCUUGUUGCAACCAUCCGAGCUCUGCUUAACCGAGGUGCGAUAGUUGGUUGUUUUCAUGAAUGGAUAUUAACUGCUGGCAUCCAAAGGACCUAGAUUACAACGGCAGCAAAAACCUUGUGAAAUCUCUUACUGACUCAGGAAAAAAAAAAAUCAGCAUCAGUAUGAACAAAAAAAAGAGAGAGAGAGAGAAAUCAACAAUCCUGGAUACCUGCUUUUCACCUCUUUCUCCGUUGUGCUUUUUUAAAAAUAUAUCAAAUGUACAUUUUUUGAUGUUGAAGGUUUUCACUCCUGUUAGAUUUGUAUUGCCUUGUUAAAUGUUCAUAUAACCGUAGUCUUAUGUGACGAGCCCCCCCUCUCCCCCUCAUAGUUUCUCCUUUGUUUCUCUGCUCUAAUGGAAGCCAGCUGUGGCUCUCGGAGGCUCCGUGAACAAACAGCGGCCGCGUCCAUCCCCCCUCGGCGCCGCGGCGUCAGCCGCUGGCAGAAUGUUUGGUUUUUAGUGUGAGUAUUUGUAUUUGUUUCUUGUACAAGGUGAACAUAUAGCAUACAGUGCAGCUGGAACCAAUAAAUAAAAGUUACUGUUCUGUUUGAUGAUCGGUAGAACGCUGUAUUCUUUUCCAGGGAAUUGUCUUCUGAAAGAUAUUUAAAUUCCUCAAAUUUGACAUCUGAGUCCGCAUCACGUCAUGUUUAGAUUCCUGUUGUACCUUUCCUACCUAAUUUGUUCAAUAUUCAAGCUUUUCUUUUGUUUUUUUUUCAAAGAAAUACAUUUCCCAUGAUGCAAAUGAGACUAGCAAGUGUUUUUAUGGCUUCUGUUAAUUACACUGUAAGCAUCAUAAGCCUUUAUUUGACCCUUUUAUAUAUUUUAACCACAAUACCAUAUUUAGCGUUUCCUGUUUUUUCAUCUACAACCAUUGUCAGUAAAUGGCUUUAACACUAAAGAAAACUGAAAAAUGUGAUGUUUUUCAGGUAGAUUCAGAGGUUUUAAGUAUAUAUUUAUUAUUGCUUUGCUUCUCUGUGAUUUCAAAGUAAAUAUAUGGAGAUUUA
Cololabis saira (Pacific saury) is the source of this 5647-nucleotide messenger RNA. RefSeq names its product C-terminal binding protein 2a (gene ctbp2a). The record is from RefSeq and is a predicted model, not a curated record. NCBI's taxonomy places the organism in Eukaryota, Metazoa, Chordata, Actinopteri, Beloniformes, Belonidae. The transcript is spliced from 9 exons. Bases 151 to 3759 code for a protein of 1202 amino acids. Gene Ontology annotation, molecular function: oxidoreductase activity, acting on the CH-OH group of donors, NAD or NADP as acceptor; transcription corepressor activity; NAD binding.